AUGGUGUACAUCGCCUCCCUCCUCCUAGGCCUUGCGGCCUCGGCGCUCGCCGCCCCCACCCCCAACCCCGGCCCCGAGCCCGACCUGGCUGAGCUCGAGGCGCACGUCGCCAACAUCACCAAGCGGUUCAACGAGCUCCCGCACGUCCAGUACCAGGAGAUGGCUGCGCGCGGCAUCUUCCCGGGCGUGACUGUCGCCGCGCCGGCCGGCACGUUCAACGGCGCCUCCCGCCCCGACAUCGAAGCGUUCACCGGCAUCCCAUUCGCGCAGGCCCCCCGUCUCGCCCCACCAGUCAAGUACACGACGCCGUUCAACAACUUUGACGCCACCGUCUACGCGGCGUCAUGCCCCCAGUUCAUCGGCACCACCAAGCCCGGAGGUGACUUCUUCGGCAUGAUCGUCAACGCUCUCACCAACACCCCCUUCCUCAAGGUUGCCCUCAACCAGAAGGAGGACUGCCUCAACCUCGCCAUCUACCGUCCCAAGGGCACCAACCCCAAUUCGAAGCUGCCGGUCCUCUUCUGGAUCUACGGCGGCUCGUUCACCUUUGGCUGGAACUCAAUGUACGACGGCGGAUCCCUGGUCAGCGAGGCGACAACAAACGGAAAGCCCUACAUCCUCGUCGUCAUCAACUACCGUGUUGGUGGAUGGGGCUUCCUUCACGGCAAGGAGGCCACUGCUGCCGGUGCUACCAACCUCGGUCUGCAGGACCAGCGCGCCGCUCUCGAGUGGGUCGCCGACAACAUUGGUGCGUUUGGCGGCGACCCGGACAAGGUCACCCUCUGGGGCGAGUCGGCUGGUUCCAUCUCGGUCUGGCACCAGGCCUCCCUGCUGGACGGCAACAACAUCUACAAGGGCAAGGCUCUCUUCCGCGGCGGCAUCAUGAGCUCGGGCUCCAUCGUCCCCGCCCAGAGCUCGACCUCGAAGAAGGCUCAGGACGUCUACGACACGGUCGUUUCGCGCGGCGGAUGCGCCGGCACCCCUGACACGUUCGCCUGCCUCCGCGCGCUUCCCUACCAGAAGCUCUACGACACUUUCAACUCGCUCCCCACGUCGCUCGGCUUCAACUCGGUUGCCCUGGCCUACCUGCCCCGCCCCGAUGGCAAGUGGCUCACGGCAUCCACCGACGACCUCCUCUAUGCCGGCAAGUAUGCCGAUAUCCCCUUCAUCAUCGGCGACCAGGAGGACGAGGGCACCAUCUUCUCCCUUCAGCAGGCUUCCAUCUCUGGCUCGACCGAGGGCAUCGUCGGCUACCUGAGCAGCCUCUACUUCGACCAGGCCACCCCUGACCAGAUCCGCGGCCACGUCAACACGUACCCCAACGACCUCACGGCCGGCUCACCCUUCAGGACCUGGAUCUUCAACGAGGUCUACUUCGGCUACAAGCGUAUCGCUGCCAUCCUCGGCGACAUGGUCUUCACCAUCACCCGCCGCGUCCACCUCAAGACCGCCAGCGCGGUCAAGCCCAACACCCCAAGCUGGUCGUACCUUGCGUCCUACGACUUUGGCAUCCCCGUCGUCGGCACGUUCCACGCCUCGGACAUUGUCCAGGUCUGGUUUGGCAUCCUCCCCAACUACGCCUCUAAGAACAUCCGCAACUACUUUGCAAACUUUGUGUACAACCUCGACCCCAACAACGCCUCGGGCGGCACCAACGGCAACUCCAAGGUCCGCGAAGUCUGGCCUCGCUGGAACCCAGCCAACCCGGUCCUCAUCCAGUUCUUCGCCGGAUUCUUCGGCACCAUCAAGGACGACUUCCGCCAGGCGUCGGCCGACUCACUCGAGAAGAACCGCCAAGUCUUCCGCAUCUAA
Vanrija pseudolonga is the source of this 1812-nucleotide messenger RNA. RefSeq names its product putative secreted lipase. The record is from RefSeq and is a predicted model, not a curated record. The transcript has a single exon. Lineage: Eukaryota; Fungi; Basidiomycota; Tremellomycetes; Trichosporonales; Trichosporonaceae. The coding region runs from base 1 to 1812 and encodes 603 amino acids.